Molecule: messenger RNA, 2346 nt
Organism: Panicum virgatum (switchgrass)
Lineage: Eukaryota; Viridiplantae; Streptophyta; Magnoliopsida; Poales; Poaceae
Product: alpha-1,3-arabinosyltransferase XAT3-like
Exons: 7
Coding region: 287-2131 (614 amino acids)
Molecular function (GO): glycosyltransferase activity
Source: RefSeq, a predicted model, not a curated record
GGAUACAUAGGCAGGAGCUGCGCUGCGCUAGCCUACGCGCCCUACGACGACCCGCACGCGAAGAAAAGGGAGAGAAAACCAGAGCGAGUUCUCGGAUCGGGCGACGCCAUUGGCUGGGGCUAGUCUCGCUCCGGGCCGGCUUUUGCGUCCUCACAGAGAGAGAGAGAGAGAGAGAGAGAGAGAGAGAGAGAGAGAGAGAGAGAGAGAGAGAGAGAGAGAGAGAGAGAGAGAGAGAGAGAGAGAGAGAGAGUAAACCACCAGCUAGACGUACGGCGGCGGGCCGGGCAUGAAGGGCGGCGGCGGCGGCAGGCUGCAGCAGCCGCUGCGCGUCGAGUCGCAGCGGUUCAGGCUGCUGUCCAUCGUCGGCGGCUGCUUCGUCUUCUGCCUCGUCUUCCUCCUCUCCUCCCGCCCCGACGCCACCGCCUUCGACACCGUGAGUCCCAGGGCGUCGCUGGAGGGCGCGCGCCGGCCGGCCGCCGUCAAGACCCUGCGAACCUCCUCCGGCGCCGGCUCCGGUGGGGAUUUCCAUGUGGACGUCCUGCCGCAGCAGCAGGGGGGCAGCCUGCGGCAGAGCGUCGAGCAGAGCGCCGGCGACAAGACGGCAACAGAAUGGGUCAGAGACACGGUGAUCGUGGAGGAGAGGAGCGACGCCGAGGCCAGCGAAGCUGCGGCGGAGCCGGAGGAGGCCGCCGAGUCCAACCCCGACGACCAGCCAGCACCAGGUACGCGCUCACGCGGGAACGAGCCAGGUGCCGAGGAGAAGAAGGUCCGAGACGACGCCACCGUGGUAACCACGGCCGCCGCGCAACCCGCCGCGGAGACCACGGCGACCGCGCCCGACCGGCCAGAGGGGAAGCCGCGAGCUGCCGGCGGCGGUCAGAGCAAGCUCCAGGAGCAGCCAGCUCGGCAGCCGCAAGAGGAGCGCCACGACGAGCCAGCACGAUCUGGCGGCGGGGACCACCACCGGAAGCAGCUGCCGCCGCUGUGCGACUUCUCCGACUUCCGCAGCGACAUCUGCGACAUGGCCGGCGACAUCCGCAUGGACGCCAACGCGUCGGUGUUCGUGGUCGUCGACCCGGCGAGCGGGGCCGGCGGCGGCCAGUGGCACCGGGUCCGGCCGUACCCGCGCAAGGGCGACGAGACAUGCAUGGGCCGGAUCACGGAGGUCACGGUGCGGUCGACGGGCGGCGACGCGCCGCGGUGCACGCGGGAGCACGCCGCGCCGGCGGUGGUGUUCUCCAUCGGCGGGUACACGGGCAACAUCUUCCACGACUUCUCCGACGUGCUGGUGCCGCUGUACACCACGGCGCACCGCUACGGCGGCGACGUGCAGCUGGUGAUGGCCAACGUGGCGUCGUGGUGGCUGGUCAAGUACGACCGGCUCCUCCACGCGCUGUCGCGCCACGCGCCGCUGGACCUCGCCAGGGCCGGCGCCGCCGGGGAGGUCCACUGCUUCCGCCGCGCCGUGGUGAGCCUGCGCGCGCACAAGGAGCUCAUCAUCGAGCGGGAGCGCAGCGCGGACGGGCUCGCGACGCCGGACUUCACGCGGUUCGUCCGGCGCGCGCUGUCGCUGCCCCGCGACGCGCCGACGCGGCUCGGCGACGGCACGGGCAGGAAGCCCCGGCUCCUGGUCAUCUCCCGCCACCGCACGCGUCUGCUCCUGAACCUGGACGCCGUGGUCCGCGCGGCGGAGGAGGUCGGGUUCGAGGCCGUGGUGAACGAGUCCGACGUGGGCAACGACAUCUCGCAGGUCGGGGCGCUCAUCAACUCGUGCGACGCGCUGGUGGGCGUGCACGGCGCCGGGCUGACCAACAUGGUGUUCCUGCCGCCGGGGGCGACCCUGGUGCAGAUCGUGCCGUGGGGAGGGCUGCAGUGGAUGGCGCGGGCGGACUACGGCGACCCGGCGGAGGCGAUGGGGCUCCGGUACAUCCAGUACGAGGUGGCCGUGGGGGAGAGCACGCUCAAGGACAAGUUCCCGCCGGGGCACAAGAUCUUCACGGACCCGACGUCGCUGCACAAGAAGGGCUUCAUGUUCAUCAGGCAGACGCUCAUGGACGGCCAGGACAUCGCCGUCGACGUCGGCCGCUUCAGGGAGGUGCUGCUCCAGGUGCUCAACAACCUCUCGCCGUAGAAGCCUGCCUGCUUGCCCGGCCGAUCGAGUACACACAUCAGCUGCAUAGUAGUGUAUACGUACAGUACACCGGUGCCAUGUAUACGUAUAUUCAUUUAGUUGGAGCUUAAUUUGUAUCAUUAUACGGAUAACGGAUGUACACUUUGGCGUAAUCUUUUUUCCCUGAAAUUGAAAGAUUACCAUGAGACCUCUGGGGUCAUCAGUUCACCACAUCA